GCCUCUUAACAUAUGAUGUCGGUUAUUUUUCUCAUUGUCAAGAUUUGUUACAUUCCCUUUUUGUUUAGAAUUUAAUUUAAUUGGUUAAUUAAUUCGAGUUAAUUGUUCCAAAUUAAUCCAUCAUGACUCUCGUUGAGUUCUGUGGCUGUGCUUUGAUAGCUUUUGGUCCAGCGAUGACCAUGUUUUGUUUAACUGUGGCCGAUAAUCCAAUCUAUAUAAUUGUUAUGAUCUCAUCCUGCUUCUUUUGGUUAUGUUCUCUAUUGGGUUCAUCGUUUGUCUGGAUGAUUGUUGUUCCAUUGAAAGAGGUUCUCAUAUUUGGUGUAAUCUGUUCAGUUUUAUUCCAAGAGAUUUACAGAUAUUUGUUUUAUUUAAUUCUCAAGAAAGCUCAGACUGGACUCCAAAAGGUUUCCGAUGUUGGUAAUCCAGGAUCAAUACAAUCAAUCAAAUGGAAAUCAUUAUCCUAUGUCUCAGGAUUUGGAUUUGGAAUCAUGAGUGGAGCUUUUUCUUUGGUUAAUGUUCUCGCUGAUGCCGCAGGUCCAGGAACCGUUGGACUUUACGGCGAUUCACCAAAUUUCUUCAUCUCAUCGGCAUUCAUAACAUUAUCUCUUAUAUUACUUCACAUCUUUUGGGGAAUAAUUUUCUAUGAUGCUCUUGAUAGAGGUUGUAAAUAUCGCACUGGAUACGUUGUACUCUCUCAUUUAAUAGUCUCAUCUUUGACCUUUUUCAAUCAACAUCAAUUGUAUUUCGCUUCACUGAUACCCAUCUAUUUGAUUACAAUCUUCACUGGAUUAAUUGCUUUCCAAAGCGCUGGUGGUUCGUCCAAAACAUUCAAAGAGUGUUUACCUUUUACCGUCGGCUGAACAUUGAUCAUUAACAAUUCCAAUUCCAAUCAACUGAAUUGAUGCCUGAUGAAUCUAAUCAAUCGUCUAAAUUGAACUCGGCUAUUUAUUUUCCUUUUUUCUAAUCAUUUUCACAACAACAACAAAAACUCUUACAAUUAAUUUUAAUUCGACCAAAAUAAAAAUAAUUACAAUCAACUAUUGAUGUAAAUCAUGAGUUGUUUUGUUUUAUUAUGGUUUUAAUUGGUAAACAGUACAGAGGAUUAUGAAUAAUAAAUAGUUGAGAAAAUAAUAA
This is a messenger RNA of Panonychus citri (citrus red mite), 1134 nucleotides long. It is a transcript of the gene aph-1, whose product is annotated as gamma-secretase subunit Aph-1-like. The record is from RefSeq and is a predicted model, not a curated record. The coding region runs from base 123 to 860 and encodes 245 amino acids. The transcript has 5 exons. Gene Ontology annotation, biological process: positive regulation of catalytic activity; Notch receptor processing; Notch signaling pathway. Gene Ontology annotation, molecular function: protein-macromolecule adaptor activity. Gene Ontology annotation, cellular component: endoplasmic reticulum; gamma-secretase complex; membrane. Lineage: Eukaryota; Metazoa; Arthropoda; Arachnida; Trombidiformes; Tetranychidae.